CCGCUGUCCCCCAGCCCGCUGUCCCCGCACCAGGAGCCCCUCACGGCCCGGUGCCCGUGCUCAGUCCCCGCUCAGCUGCGCUCGCCCAAGGGCAUCGCGGCGGAGGCGCGCCCCGGAGCAUCCCCGCAGCCCGGAGCAUCCCCGCAGCCCGGGGCCGGUGACCUUGGCCCGGAGGGUCUCCAGAGGCUCGGUCGUCUCCCAACCUCCAGGAGCUGAGGAUGGAUGUGAAGCGAGUGAAGGACUAUAUCUACUGGCUGUACUACCAGUACCUGCUGGUGACCUGCAGCUACGUGCUGGAGCCCUGGGAGCAGUCCAUGUUCCACACCAUCACGGUGACCGUGGUGGCCAUGGUGGUGUACACGGCCUACGUCUUCGUGCCCAUCCACGUCCGCCUGGCCCUCGAGUUCUUCUCCCAGAUUUUCGGGGCCCAGCCCGACGGCGCCGUGUCCGUGGUGAACUGAACCCGCCCCAGCAGCUCAUGUGGAAUGUUGUGUGUUUGUUCCAAAGCACUCUGGCACGUAGGAAAACACCGUUUUCUCUCACGACACACGGCUUUGCUUCAUUCCCAGAGCUCUGAGGUCCUGCCUGCACAGCCCCUCUUAAACCAACCCAGGCAGCACAUCACCUGCAAUGCCACAUUUGCCUGAUUUCAACCACUUUCAGCAGCCUAAUUUAACCACUCUGGCAUGUGCAGAACAGCAGAGACUGCGAUGGCUGAGGGGUGCAACACUCAUCACACACAAAGUUCACAGUGCAGGGGAAAAACACCCCAUGGCUUCUCUGCCCAGGCUACAGAAUAUAAAGAAAUUAGUAUAUCCAGCAUGAUUUGAGUGCUAACACCUGGCUGGUUAUUGACUUCUAAUUUUUAAUGGAUGGGAGAGAAAAUUCGAAGAGAAAGAAACAGGAGGAUGAACUUUAAUCCAACGUUUUUGCAUCUAAGUUGCUGCACCUGAGUUCAGAUGGUCUAAAAGAGAUUUUUUUUUUUUUUAAUACAGUGUGUAAUCUUGCAGUUUAGUGAAGGUGACAGAAAGAAGCAAACUCAGCUCUGUUUCAGUGCCCUCCUGCCUUAUUUGAUAAAACCCAAGACCUUUUCUUUCUGCUCCCACUCACCAAGGCAGCAAAGUGCAUGUCAGCACCAGGGGAAGAUGAUCGAGGAAUCAGCGUGGAAGUAAUAUUUUAAUACCUGCAGGGAAGUCUGAGGGCUUAAACAGAUCUCCUUUCUAAAGAAGAAAUUAGAUUUAUAAUCAUUGCCCGUGGGGAGUUUCUGGAACAAUGAAAGGUUGUUUGGUUUUCACACUACACCUCAAUCACAUGUAAAUCCUGAAUCAUAAAUUACAGCUGCACAUCUCUAACAGCUGAUGCUGCUGUUCUUAGAAGUGAGAGGUGCAAAAUGUAAAUAGCUUUCAAAUGAUGAUUGCACAGUUAUAGGAUGUGAAAAAAAAAACCUCUUAGCUUCUUUAUCAAGCUGUAGUGGGGUCCUGCACCUUAAAAGCACAAAUCUGUUUGCAAACGAAGACAUGUUGUGAAGGUUGACCAGAUCUGAACAUGUGUAUGCAGUUUUUUUCAGAUAAAAAUUAAAUUUUAUUCUUCUGAAA
Messenger RNA from Corapipo altera (White-ruffed manakin), 1595 nucleotides. It is a transcript of the gene SPTSSB, whose product is annotated as serine palmitoyltransferase small subunit B. The transcript is spliced from 2 exons. Gene Ontology annotation, molecular function: serine C-palmitoyltransferase activity. Gene Ontology annotation, biological process: ceramide biosynthetic process; endoplasmic reticulum organization. NCBI's taxonomy places the organism in Eukaryota, Metazoa, Chordata, Aves, Passeriformes, Pipridae. The coding region runs from base 219 to 461 and encodes 80 amino acids. The record is from RefSeq and is a predicted model, not a curated record. Gene Ontology annotation, cellular component: serine palmitoyltransferase complex.